UCCAGCACAAAGGAAACAAUACUCAAGCAUUUCAAAGAUUGGUUUUUUCACGUAUACAAAGAUAUAAAGAUUAUUCGACUUUACUUUGGGAAAAAUAUACCAUCAAACAUAGAGAUGAUUGUUCUGGUAAUUGAUGCCUUGGAACAAAUUAAAGAUUCUACAUUUUAUUUUCACAAAAUGAAAUUUCCAAUCAAAUGUAAACUGUGGAAAUUCCCUUCUGAAGAAGGCGCACUGGUCAACUUUCAUGAGAACAGAGAAGAAUAUUUUGGCAAAAAAUAUUAUGCGCACAAAGAGUCUCUAAAAAGUAUUGAACAUAGUUUGAAAAAAAUAUCUAAGAAGCUCUUUGAAAAGCAUUCUAAUUUGGAAAUUGUCUCUGUAUCUGGAUUUCGGUCAGAAAGAGAAGGGACAAGAAUUACUCCUGAGUUAUGUAUUGUGAUGUAUUGUUCCUGCAAAUCAGUCGUUCCUUUAAAUGAAGCUGAAUUUCCAAAAUGUAUCAAUGGAAUAAAAACAGAUGUACGUGAAGGAUUCUUUUAUCUUUUUCCAAAUGAUGGAUUCUUUAAAAGUUCCUCUGAAGAACUUAAUCCAUUGAGAAUUGGUGCCAGCAUAGGAAGAAAAGGAGAUUACAAGGAAGGUACCCUUGGUGGGUUUGUUACCUUAAGAACAGGAGAGUUGGGCUUAAUAACUUGUGCACAUGUCUUCUUCGAUUUUGCAAAAAGCAACUCUCCGAAUCUGAGACAACCAUUCGAGAUAGUACAGCCUUCCAGUAAUUGUGCCCCAAAUCCAAAUGUUUGUGGAGUUCACCAUGCAUCAGUUUUCCCAAAUAAUUAUUACAAAGAUGUUUCAGUUGAUGCAACGGUCGUAAAGCUUGAGUGCCGUAUGCCUAAUAGAGGAUUAUUUUCAAUACAGAGAGUUUCAGAAUUGACAGAAUGUGGUUUCAGCUUAGAAAGACUUCCAGAAUAUUCAAGUGGCGCUACUCGCGACUACAAGUCUGAUCAAGAGUCGCGUAAUAAUGCAUGUAUCAAAUGCGGCGCUAAAAGUGGAUUAACAAGAGGCUUAAUACGAUUAGAAGGAAUGGCUGCAAAAUAUGGAGAUCCUCAAUUGUCCUUAACUAAUCCAAUAUCACAGGCUUCACAUAUAUAUCGUUCACAGAUAGAAAUAUCUGGAACACCAACAUUUCCUUUUGCAGUUGAAGGAGAUUCUGGAUCCUUUGUUUUCCAAGUCGACUCUGCAGGAGGUGAAGAUCAGCUUGUCUGCAUAGGGAUGAUUGUAGGAGGUACUUCUUACAAUACUGCCUGUGUAACGCCGAUUGAAAGUGUUCUUGGGGCACUGGAUGUAAAAAUGAACAAAUUUUCCACAGAAAAAAUGGAUGAAUCAUAAGAAAAUUAUUAUUUGAAUAAGUCCUUAUAGGACCGUAAUUUUGUGGCAAUAACAUGUUUAAUAUCUUUCAAGGAUUACUAUAUUUAAUUAUUUUGUGCAUAUAUUAUGAGACUCAUAAACAGUCUUUAUGUUAACCAUAUAACAUAUGCUUUACCAUUGUAUUGCCAUGAGAUGAAUUUGAAAAAAAAAGACUUUGUUAUGAUAUUAUGAAUCCUCUUAUGUAUGUUCCAAUAUACCAUUAUCUCUUUGGUCUUGGACUUUUUGUCUCACAGUUGAUUCGCUACAAAACAUGUUCUUCAAAAGAUUUCGUUUUAAACAAGGUGAUCUACUAAAAAACAAGGUAAUGAUACAUUUGUAUUUACAACAUUGUUUGAAAUAAACAUUUCGCAAACAUCAUGGUCUACUUUAUGGCCUUUUUCCACAAUCUGU
Saccostrea cuccullata (small rock oyster) is the source of this 1806-nucleotide messenger RNA. RefSeq lists its product as uncharacterized. Lineage: Eukaryota; Metazoa; Mollusca; Bivalvia; Ostreida; Ostreidae. The transcript has 3 exons. The coding region runs from base 115 to 1377 and encodes 420 amino acids. The record is from RefSeq and is a predicted model, not a curated record.